Messenger RNA from Chondrus crispus (carragheen), 171 nucleotides. RefSeq lists its product as hypothetical. Lineage: Eukaryota; Rhodophyta; Florideophyceae; Gigartinales; Gigartinaceae. The record is from RefSeq and is a predicted model, not a curated record. The coding region runs from base 1 to 171 and encodes 56 amino acids. The transcript has a single exon.
AUGGGCAGAUUACAACCGAAACAUCGACCUGUUUAUAUUGCUUUUGUGGCAUGCAAAUCACGUUACAUAUCUUCGUUCCUGAUAAUUAGCUAUCAUCGUUCAGCCGGUUUCCUGCAUAAAUGGUGGAAUCCACAACAAUUCAACUCUCCUCGAUUGUCUGAGAUUGUCUGA